Molecule: messenger RNA, 1123 nt
Organism: Erigeron canadensis
Lineage: Eukaryota; Viridiplantae; Streptophyta; Magnoliopsida; Asterales; Asteraceae
Product: ribosome biogenesis protein NSA2 homolog
Exons: 10
Coding region: 182-964 (260 amino acids)
Biological process (GO): maturation of 5.8S rRNA; maturation of LSU-rRNA
Cellular component (GO): preribosome, large subunit precursor; nucleolus
Source: RefSeq, a predicted model, not a curated record
CAAAACCUAAAAAUCAGCGGCUUCACCCGAGCCCUAAAAAACUCAGCUUCACCGCCUCAACUCCCCAUUUUAUCCAUUCUGCCGCUAUUUACUCGUCUAUCUGUAUCUUCAUCGUUAACCUAUUCCAGACUUUAGACGUUGAUCACAUUAAAACUUUGAAUCUGCUUCAUCGACAUUAAUCAUGCCUCAAGGAGAUUACAUAGAGCUUCACAGGAAGCGAAAUGGGUAUCGCCUUGAUCACUUUGAUCGGAAGAGGAAGAAGGAAGCUCGUGAAGUUCACAAACGCUCCAAAACUGCACAAACGGCCUUAGGUAUCAAGGGUAAACAGUUUGCCAAGAAGCGAUAUGCAGAAAAGGCUUUAAUGAAAAAGACACUGGCUAUGCAUGAAGAAUCAUCACACAGACGCAAGGUCGAUGAUGAUGUUCAAGACGGUGCUGUACCUGCUUAUCUUCUUGACCGUGAUGCUACAACACGUGCAAAGGUUCUUAGCAACACAGUAAAACAAAAAAGGAAAGAGAAAGCUGGAAAGUGGGAUGUGCCUCUACCCAAGGUGAGACCCGUGGCUGAAGAAGAGAUGUUCAAAGUGGUCAGAACUGGUCCAAGGAAAACUAAGCAGUGGAAGAGAAUGAUCACAAAAGUGACAUUUGUUGGCCAGGGUUUCACGAGAAAACCUCCAAAGUAUGAGCGGUUUAUUCGUCCAACUGGUUUAAGGUUUAACAAAGCCCACGUGACACACCCUGAGCUUAAGUGCACGUUCAAUCUUGAGAUAAUCGGGGUGAAGAAAAAUCCUAAUGGCACAAUGUAUACAUCUUUAGGUGUUAUCACCAAGGGAACUAUCAUCGAGGUGAAUGUGAGUGAACUAGGUCUUGUAACACCUGCUGGGAAAGUUGUAUGGGGGAAAUAUGCUCAAGUGACCAACAAUCCGGAAAAUGAUGGGUGUAUUAAUGCAGUUCUGCUUGUGUAGAUGUUCAACCACAUGCUUUUUUUUCUGGUUUUGAGAAUUUUGUAAGCAUUCUAAUGUUUAUCUUUCGUAACACAUAUGGGAUUUUGAAUUUGGCUGUUAAUGUAUGCAAGACUUAUGACAGUAAUGAUUAUGAUUCUAAUGCAGUUUGUUAGAAAAUAA